This is a messenger RNA of Rhododendron vialii, 1084 nucleotides long. RefSeq names its product small ribosomal subunit protein eS8. Lineage: Eukaryota; Viridiplantae; Streptophyta; Magnoliopsida; Ericales; Ericaceae. Gene Ontology annotation, molecular function: structural constituent of ribosome. The transcript has 5 exons. Gene Ontology annotation, cellular component: ribosome; cytosolic small ribosomal subunit. Bases 178 to 846 code for a protein of 222 amino acids. Gene Ontology annotation, biological process: maturation of SSU-rRNA from tricistronic rRNA transcript (SSU-rRNA, 5.8S rRNA, LSU-rRNA); translation. The record is from RefSeq and is a predicted model, not a curated record.
UCUCUGUUUCGUUCAUAUAUUGGGCCUCGGCUCAUUAUGAAACCGAAAUAACGACUAUACACAUCCGCCGCCAAGCCCUAGGGUUUUACUAUCACUCUUGGAGAAGAUUUUCGCACAAAGCCAGCAACGCCGCGAGAGAGAGAGAGAGAGUGGUCGCCUCUCGACUGAUCAGCAAACAUGGGUAUCUCUCGGGACUCGAUGCACAAGAGGCGUGCCACCGGUGGCAAGAAGAAGGCCUGGAGGAAGAAGCGAAAGUAUGAACUCGGUCGUCAACCUGCAAACACGAAGCUCUCAAGCAACAAGACAGUUAGGAGAAUCCGUGUGCGUGGUGGCAAUGUGAAAUGGAGGGCCCUCAGAUUGGACACUGGGAAUUUUUCAUGGGGUAGCGAGGCUGUAACUCGUAAGACCCGUUUGCUUGAUGUGGUUUAUAAUGCCUCAAACAAUGAGCUUGUUAGGACACAAACUCUGGUGAAGAGUGCAAUCAUUCAGGUGGAUGCAGCCCCAUUUAGGCAGUGGUAUCUUCAGCAUUAUGGUGUUGAUAUUGGGAGGAAGAAGAAGGGGCCAACUAAGAAGGAAGCUGCUGAGGAGGGAGAAGGUGCGGCUGCUGAGGAAACUAAGAAGAGCAAUCAUGUCCUCAGGAAGAUUGAAAAGCGCCAGCAGGCUCGUAAACUCGAUUCUCAUAUUGAGGAGCAGUUUUCUGGCGGUAGGCUGUUGGCCUGCAUCUCUUCUCGCCCGGGUCAAUGUGGCAGAGCUGAUGGAUACAUUCUGGAGGGUAAAGAGCUCGAGUUUUACAUGAAGAAGCUCCAGAAGAAGAAGGGCAAGGGUGCUUCAGGUGCCGCUGCUUAAUUGAAAGAUUGCCCAGUGUUUCUGUUCCCUUGCUUGUGGGUUUUUCCCAUCUUUGGCUGCUUUUGAACAUUAGAUGAUGAGGUUGAUAAUUAUCUCUUGUAUUAUUGUACUUCUAGUUGCUGAAAUGAUGCCUGAACUUUUGGCUUCUUACGUGUCGCAUCUAUUUUUGCAGUUGUUUUGCAUAAUGUUUUACAAUUUCCGUCUCUAGUAAGCUUUGAGUUGGUCUCUUUUGGUCAAA